UCGAUCACAAUUGCACCCCCUACCCAUCUCUCUCUCUGUCUGUUCGAACUGAUCAUCUCAAAUGGAUGUACGAAACAUUCUUGAGAAUGUGGAGGUUGAAUUGGGAAGGAAGAAAGCAGAGAAUAGACGCAUGGCGAGGUGGCUAAGGGCAAAGAAUCUAUCAGUUAAACGAAAGAAAAAAGCACUGCGGAGGAUUAAGAGAGUGAACCACCUACUCAUUGCAGAGAAUAGACGCAUGAAAGAAUUGGUCGACGUUUUUCUGCUUACAGCUGAAGCAGAUAACAAUCAUGUUCGCGAGAUGAAUGCAGCUAUCCAGGGAAUGAAUGAUCUCAACCUCGAUGGAAACUAUAAUAUUACUACUGUGAACCAAGUUCAACCUUGCUCUAGCAGUGGCAGCGCCGCUGAUGGCGACAACAAUGGUUAUAACCGUGGUGAUGGAGACGGAAACAACGGUGGUGGACACCAUGAGUAGAGUGACGUUGGAGCUCGUUGGCCGUUAGUCAAGAAGUAACUGUGACUGCCUCUCUAAUGGCAGCAAAUAAUGGGUGCAGGUCUUAAGGUUGGACUUUCAGUAAUUUGCUGUGUUUGAGUGAAAGGGUAGCUACUGGUUAGUGUUACUGUUUCUUUUGGUGAAUUUGGCUGUUUGA
Messenger RNA from Theobroma cacao (cacao), 647 nucleotides. Lineage: Eukaryota; Viridiplantae; Streptophyta; Magnoliopsida; Malvales; Malvaceae. The record is from RefSeq and is a predicted model, not a curated record.